Messenger RNA from Morchella importuna, 2436 nucleotides. RefSeq lists its product as uncharacterized. Bases 1 to 2436 code for a protein of 811 amino acids. Gene Ontology annotation, cellular component: nucleus. The record is from RefSeq and is a predicted model, not a curated record. The transcript is spliced from 2 exons. Gene Ontology annotation, biological process: reciprocal meiotic recombination; double-strand break repair via synthesis-dependent strand annealing. Gene Ontology annotation, molecular function: DNA translocase activity; ATP-dependent chromatin remodeler activity; hydrolase activity, acting on acid anhydrides. Lineage: Eukaryota; Fungi; Ascomycota; Pezizomycetes; Pezizales; Morchellaceae.
AUGCAUCGUCCCAAGGUAGCCAAGGUAGUAGCCGACGAAAACACAAAGACUCCGCUCAAACGAACCGCUACACGACUCUACGGCAGCGCCACCACGGACACACUCACGAAGCUCGUCAAGCCGUUCAAAUGUCCUGGCUCAGCUCCACAAACCCGUGAGCGUGCACUACCAGCAAGGAAGAAGCGUAAGGUUUCCUACAAGGAUCAGGAUGGAGGUGAUGACGAUGGCGAAUUCGUGAAAGAGGGCGAGGAGAAGAGAGUUGUGCUGGGGAAUUUGGAGAAGAACAAGGCGUUUCCGGUCUUUAAACCCAAGGACAAGGAGACGAUGUUCCGACAACGUUUUGCAGUUCCGCUUAUCAAUAAGAAUGCUGGGGGUUAUGACGCUCAAAGACCGGCACCGGCAUUGGGGAUGAGGAAGAGAGCCAAUUUCAUUGCGAGGCCGCUACACGAUCCGAGCGGCGAGUUUUCAAUUGUGCUUUAUGAUCCGACGGUAGAUGAUAAGAAAGUUGAAAUUACAGAGGAAGAUGGAGAAGUGAAGAUACAAACAGUAUCGAAGGUCCACAGAAGCUUGGCAGAUAUAUUAGGGAUAAAUAAGGAUGCAAAGGAAGAGAUACCCAAGGUACCUGUGGUCAUUGACCCCAGGUUGGCUAAAGUUUUAAGGCCUCAUCAGGUCGAGGGUGUAAAGUUCUUAUACAAGUGUGUUACGGGUAUGAUCGAUCCCAAAGCCAAUGGCUGUAUCAUGGCCGACGAGAUGGGUCUCGGGAAAACAUUACAAUGCAUAGCCCUCAUGUGGACUUUGCUCAAACAAUCUCCGGAGCCCGGAAAGUCAACCAUUCAAAAAUGUGUCAUCGCAUGUCCUUCAUCACUAGUCCGCAAUUGGGCCAACGAAUUGGUCAAGUGGCUCGGAAAGGAUACAGUCACCCCGUUUGCAAUUGACGGUAAAGCAUCAAAAGCCGAGCUUACAGCACAAUUAAAGCAAUGGGCAAUCGCCAGUGGCAGAAGUGUAGUAAGGCCUGUUUUGAUAGUAAGUUACGAGACGCUACGUCUGAAUGCUGGCGAGCUCGCGGGGGUACCUAUUGGACUUUUGCUUUGUGACGAAGGACAUCGGCUGAAGAACGGAGAGAGUCAAACCUUCACCGCUUUAACUGCUCUUAAUGUCGAUAGGCGAGUUAUCUUAUCUGGAACGCCUAUCCAAAACGAUUUAUCUGAAUACUUUUCCCUCCUCAAUUUUGCCAACCCUAAUCUUCUUGGCACUCGUCUGGACUUCCGCAAGAAGUACGAACUGCCUAUUCUACGUGGUCGUGAUGCCGAUGGUACCGAGGAAGAACGCAAAAAGGGCGAUGAAUGCCUUAAGGAUCUUGCUGAUCUCGUCAAUAAGUUUAUCAUCCGUCGAACUAACGAUAUCCUGUCGAAAUAUCUUCCCGUCAAGUACGAGCAUGUCGUAUUCUGCAAACUUGCACCUUUCCAGGAGGCGCUAUACAAAUACUUUAUUACCUCACCUGAAAUUAAAAGUCUACUUAGAGGUAAAGGUUCCCAACCUCUUAAGGCUAUCGGCCUACUUAAAAAGCUAUGUAACCAUCCCGACCUAUUGGAUCUCCCCGACGAUCUUCCGGGGUGCGAGAAUUUAUUUCCAGAGGAUUAUAUCCCCAAGGACGCCAGGAGUAGCCGAGACCGUGAGGUCAAGACAUGGUAUUCCGGAAAGAUGGUAGUUCUAGACCGAAUGCUUGCCCGUAUUCGCCAAGACACAAAUGAUAAAAUCGUCCUCAUCAGUAAUUAUACCCAAACCCUUGAUAUUUUUGAAAAACUUUGCCGCAGCCGAGGUUACGGUUCUCUCCGACUUGACGGCUCAAUGAAUGUCAAUAAGCGCCAAAAGCUCGUUGACAAAUUCAACAAUCCCGAAGGUGAAGAAUUCGUUUUUCUUCUUUCGUCCAAAGCUGGUGGAUGCGGUCUCAACCUUAUCGGUGCCAACCGCUUGGUCCUCUUCGAUCCAGAUUGGAACCCCGCAGCUGACCAGCAGGCGCUGGCUCGUGUUUGGCGUGAUGGGCAGAAGAAGGACUGUUUCGUAUACCGGUUCAUCGCAACUGGUACCAUUGAGGAGAAGAUCUUCCAGAGACAGUCACACAAGCAAUCACUCUCAUCGUGCGUUGUUGAUGGGGGUGAGGAUGUGGAACGCCAUUUCACACUUGAUUCGUUGAAGGAGUUAUUCCUGUUCCACCCGGACACAAAUAGUAACACGCACGAUACAUUUAAGUGCAAAAGAUGCAAGGACUGGAGACAAUUUAUUAAAGCGCCGGCCAUGCUCUAUGGCGAUACGAGCACCUGGAACCAUUUUAGUGAUACCAAAGGAGGCGGUUUGGAGAGGAUUCAGGAUCUGUUAUUGAGACAGGAAAGUGGGGAAGGGAUCGUCAGCAGCUGCUUUCAGUAUAUUUCUCAUUAG